Spizellomyces punctatus DAOM BR117 is the source of this 1262-nucleotide messenger RNA. RefSeq lists its product as uncharacterized. The record is from RefSeq and is a predicted model, not a curated record. The transcript has a single exon. Lineage: Eukaryota; Fungi; Chytridiomycota; Chytridiomycetes; Spizellomycetales; Spizellomycetaceae. Bases 88 to 1107 code for a protein of 339 amino acids.
AACAAAAAAAAAAAGAGUAAAAAAUGAUACCCGCAGCCAGACGAUCGAGUUUGCCUCUGCCGUCCAUCGCGGCCCGUCGCCCUACCAAUGUCCCUUCUUCCGUUCCCCCCACAGGCAACGAUCCGAUCCAUCUCCGACAUUGCUCCUUACAUUGCAAUUUUAUCCAACAUCCAAUCCCGCUUCAUCCCUGCAUGUACGAUAAACGAUACAGACUCUGGAUAUGGCGACGGGGAACCGGUAGAUGACGGCCGUAUCGAGCAUCAGAUUGCUGUGGAAGGUAUCAAAAAGUGGCUAUUCAGGCGGAUGGAGGAGUUGGAGACACUGCAUGUGGAAAAAGAGGAAGAAAGUAAAUGCAUUGUUGAGGCGCUCGAGCGGACAGCAGGGGUAUUGGAAGAGUGGUUGAAUGACAAGCCGUCGGAUGACGUUUCGCCGUGCGAGUCAGAUAUAGAAUCAUGGUCAUUUACUCAUGCCACCUUGAAACUGUCUGAACCAAGCGCAAGCCGAACAGGUUCAGACGUCGAGAUCGGGACCCAAAUAUGGAAUGCUGGCCUUGUCCUGUCUCGUCUGAUUGACGCAUCUCACUUGUUUCCGCCCUAUCCUACCAACAUCCUUGAGCUUGGCUGCGGGACGGGGUUGACCUCGAUUCUAGCCGCCAUGGUUUUACCACCUACUACCCACAUUACUGCGACAGAUUUUCAUCCGAUUAUCCUUGAAACAGCACUUAAAAAUGCUCGUCUCAACAACGUCGAAGAGCGUGUCUCCUUUCAAGUAUUAGACUGGAACAACCCACCUACCCACAGUCAAUUCAUCAGCACGGUUCUUGCCGCGGAUGUUAUCUAUGCCCCAGAGCACGCUCGCAUUCUUCCCAAAGUGAUACACACCAUUUUUGUCAACUCUCUUUCAGCGGAACCCAAACAGGCGGUCAUUGUCAACCGAAUUAGACCGCAGUUUUUUUCUGCGAUAAGUGAUUUCGAAAAGAAUAUGGAGGCGUUUGGAUUCGUGGGCACUUGGGUUUGGGCUGAUGAGCUUUUGGACAAGGUUGAAAAGCAGAGGUAUAGGGUGUACAGGUUUGCAUGGAAAGAUGCAAGCGAACUACCGUCGCGCUGAGCUCUUCGUUACAAUCUUGGAUACCUUUAAUGCUUUGUGAAUUUGGAUAUAUAUAUAUAUGUUAGAUUGGACAUUAGUCUCUUUAAACAAUUGAUAGAAAAGAUGAUAUCUUUAACCAGGAAUAUUAAAAACCAGUCUAUUUGAUUGCGCUCUAG